Cryptomeria japonica (Japanese cedar) is the source of this 2583-nucleotide messenger RNA. RefSeq names its product ATP-citrate synthase beta chain protein 1. Gene Ontology annotation, molecular function: ATP citrate synthase activity. Gene Ontology annotation, biological process: acetyl-CoA biosynthetic process; fatty acid biosynthetic process; tricarboxylic acid cycle. NCBI's taxonomy places the organism in Eukaryota, Viridiplantae, Streptophyta, Pinopsida, Cupressales, Cupressaceae. The coding region runs from base 416 to 2242 and encodes 608 amino acids. Gene Ontology annotation, cellular component: cytosol. The record is from RefSeq and is a predicted model, not a curated record. The transcript has 17 exons.
CAUGUUAGGUGAGCGACCAUUCAUGCAAAUUAGAUCCAAGGCUCCCCUCCGUUUUCUUCUUAAAAUCAAGACAACCAAUCCAAAUAAGCAGCCUUAAUUUUCGUAAUAAAAAAUUCAGGGCUCUGACCGGUAUGCUGGUCCGCAGAACGUGUUCACCCGUCAACAAUUUCUUGUGCUAUAAAUUUGUGAGCCCACACAGAAUUAAUGCAGCUACAUCUACCCAGCUUUGCAUACCUGCGCUUCUUUGUCCAUUCACGUGGUUUAAAUUAGCUACCUGUGGUUCUUGGUUAGAUAGAUGAAUGCGUGCUACGCUUAAGUAGAGCUUUGUGUGGGCAUCGCAUUGCCUUCUCAGAUCUCGCAGCUGCUGCUUCUUCUUCUGCUUCAAGGGUGAUUGCCAAAUUUCCCUUUGCUAAACAUGGCAACAGGGCAGCUUUUCUCUCGCACAACUCAGGCAUUAUUUUACAACUACAAACAGCUUCCUAUCCAGCGCAUGCUGGAUUUUGACUUCCUCUGUGGCAGAGAGACCCCAUCUGUUGCUGGAAUCAUUAAUCCUGGUUCUGAAGGAUUUCAGAAACUCUUCUUUGGGCAGGAGGAAAUUGCCAUACCUGUUCAUUCAGCCAUUGAUGCCGCAUGCACAGCCCAUCCAACAGCUGAUGUCUUCAUUAAUUUUGCAUCUUAUAGAAGUGCAUAUGCAUCUUCCAUGUCUGCCCUGAAGCAGCCAACAAUUAGAGUAGUAGCUAUAAUAGCUGAGGGUGUUCCAGAAGGAGAUGCUAAGCAGUUAAUUGCUUAUGCACGAGCUAAUAAUAAGGUUAUCAUUGGACCUGCUACUGUAGGUGGAAUUCAGGCUGGGGCAUUUAAAAUUGGUGAUACAGCGGGCACCAUUGACAAUAUCAUUCAGUGCAAGCUGUACAGGCCAGGAUGUGUUGGAUUUGUCUCCAAAUCUGGGGGAAUGUCAAAUGAAAUGUAUAAUACAAUUGCACGUGUUACUGAUGGGAUAUAUGAAGGUAUUGCAAUUGGUGGGGAUGUGUUUCCUGGUUCAACAUUGUCUGAUCAUGUUUUGCGGUUUAACAAUAUUCCACAGAUUAAAAUGAUGGUUGUACUUGGGGAACUUGGUGGUAGAGAUGAGUAUUCUCUAGUUGAAGCCUUAAAACAAGGGAAGGUGCAAAAGCCAGUUGUUGCUUGGGUUAGCGGCACCUGUGCACGCCUCUUCAAGUCUGAAGUACAAUUUGGCCACGCAGGUGCAAAAAGUGGAGGUGACCUUGAGUCUGCACAAGGAAAAAAUCAAGCACUAAGAGAAGCAGGUGCAAUUGUUCCCAGCUCUUAUGAAGGAUUGGAAGAUGCUGUAAAGAAGACAUUUGAAUCUCUUGUUGAGCAAGGAAUGAUUGGUCAAACUCAUGAAUUUAAGCCUCCUCAAAUACCCGAGGACCUGAAAACAGCAAUUAAGAGUGGCAAAGUCAGGGCACCAACUCAUGUUAUUUCCACCAUCUGUGAUGACAGAGGCGAGGAACCAACGUACUCGGGUGUACCCAUGUCAACUAUUGUAGAGAAAGGUUAUGGUGUGGGUGAUGUUAUCUCACUAUUAUGGUUCAAACGCAGUCUUCCACGAUAUUGUACAAAAUUCAUUGAGAUAUGCAUCAUGCUUUGUGCUGACCACGGGCCUUGUGUAUCUGGUGCACAUAAUACAAUUGUAACAGCAAGAGCAGGGAAGGAUUUGGUCUCAAGUCUCGUGUCAGGUCUCCUGACUAUUGGCCCAAGAUUUGGUGGGGCUAUUGAUGAUGCUGCAAGAUACUUUAAAGAUGCAUAUGACAAGGGUUUAUCGCCUUAUGAAUUUGUUGAAGGGAUGAAGAAGAAAGGUAUUCGUGUGCCAGGGAUUGGUCACAGAAUCAAGAGAGGCGACAACCGUGACAAAAGAGUAGAGCUCCUCCAAUUAUAUGCACGUACAAAUUUUCCUGCUGUGAAGUAUAUGGAUUAUGCUGUACAAGUGGAAACCUACACUCUUUCCAAAGCAAACAAUCUCGUCCUCAAUGUUGAUGGUGCAAUAGGGUCUCUUUUCUUGGACCUUCUCGUUGUUAGUGGAAUGUUUAACCAACAAGAGAUUGAUGAGAUUGUGGAGAUUGGUUAUUUGAAUGGUCUCUUUGUACUUGCACGAUCAAUUGGUUUGAUUGGGCACACAUUUGAUCAGAAGCGGUUGAAACAGCCAUUGUACCGACAUCCAUGGGAAGAUGUUCUGUACACCAAGUAGAUUUUCUUAGCAUGAAAUAGAGUUUGCCAAAGCAUUGUCCGGGGGAAUUUUUAGUGAAACUACAAGUUUCCCAAUUUCUUUGUGUUCUGGGAGCAGUUCAGAAGUCUUGAGCCCCAGCAUUUUAGUAUACCUUGUCAUCUAAUAGACUGAUGAAUAAUUAUAAUGUGCUAGAGUUGCUCUGCAUAAGCAAAUGGUUAGGUUAUCUAUGUUAAUGGUGUUUUCUCAAAUAAUAAUGUUCCUUCCUGUAGAAGGAUGCAUGUUAAUGCAUUUGCAGAUUUUGAUUGUAAAUUGAUGAUAUUUGCUUUGAUGAAAUAUGUGGAGUUUCACAUCCUUGAUUUUUA